AUGUCUAACGCUCUUGUUCUUAGGGCAGUUUAUGGAUUCUGCACAAGAAACCUAUUGAAAAUAAAUUGUUGUUGUUGCAGUUUUAAAAAUGGCGUCACACUCUUUCCGUUACACAUCUUAAUUGUGUUAAAACUGUAUACCAAAAUUUUUACGCACAAUCGUCAAAGUGUUACAUAA
Pediculus humanus corporis (human body louse) is the source of this 177-nucleotide messenger RNA. RefSeq lists its product as uncharacterized. The transcript is spliced from 2 exons. The record is from RefSeq and is a predicted model, not a curated record. Lineage: Eukaryota; Metazoa; Arthropoda; Insecta; Psocodea; Pediculidae. The coding region runs from base 1 to 177 and encodes 58 amino acids.